AAUGUGUAUUUGUAAGAAGAAGUAUAACUAAGUAAGCGGUUUUAAUCAUUUGUUUGUGUUUGAAUUUUAUUAAAAUUUGUAUAAAAAUGUCUGAAAAGGUAUAUAAAAUCUGUGAUAUUUGCAAAGAUAAGACAAAUUGUGAUUACGAUCUACUAAUAUUCGGUGACUGGCAACAUAGUCGUGAUAUUACCGUACAUUACUUUUGUUUGUUACUCUCUACUCAUCUGCCGCAAAGAGGUAAAGAUUGCAGUGGUAUAAACGGAUUUCUGGUGCGAGAUAUACGUAAAGAAAUCAGUGCCGCUUCCAAACGUGUAUGCUGCUAUUGUGGCCGUCAUAACGCCUCCAUACAAUGCUUCAAAUGUAAUGAGUACUUUCAUUUAGCCUGUGGACGAACAUAUCGCUGUCUAUUCAGAUUUGUGGACGAUUUUCGUUCAUAUUGCGAUGAAUGUGUUCCCAAAAAAGAACUACAAUCGGUGACAUUUCAGAAACGCCCAUCUAGCUUAACACGUUGUAUCAUUUGUCGCGAUCAAAUGGGCUUAUACGAUGAAGUAAUCUUUAUAUUUGGUAAAUGCUGCAAUGAUGGGUACGCGCAUAAUGUCUGCGUUCAACAGUACGCAUUGGCAGCUGGUUAUUAUUUGCGUUGUCUUUGGUGUGGCAGUAAGGAGUUUCGCGAUUCGGUGCGAUCACAGGGCAUUUUUGUACCAGAUAGAGACGCGCGUUGGGAGUUGCAGAAAGGCAUAUACACCGACUUACACCGUGGACACAGUACUUGCAAUAUGGAUGUAUGCUUAUGUCCCAAAGGACGUGACUACAAUAGAGGUAAAUGGUCCGUGAUACUAUGUUCAUUGUGUGGCAGUGUAGGCGCCCAUAAUCCCAAAUGUUUAUUGGGCAAAGAAAACGCUAAAGAACCACUUACCACAUUUAAAUGUGCGACUUGCGCGAACACCGAAUCGAAUGUCUCGAAUUUGGAAAAACGCGAAUUAAACGCUACAAAUACUAAUGAUAUUAUUGAUAAGAGUAUUUUUAUGACAAAAAACAACACUAAUGUUAAUAAACAAGUCGUAUCGAAUUUAGUGGCUUCCUUCUCCGAGGAUGAAGAUACACAGUCAUGUGAUAGUUUUGUUACAGUAAUUCCACAAAACGGUUCCAAAUUGAAUGCAUCAAAUUCAUCAGUUCCUGUUAAUGAAAAUCGUACCGAUAAUUCAAUAGCAGAGGCAUCUCCUGAGAGUGUUCACAACAAUUCUGUUGUAGAAGUUCAAAAAACGAUCGUAAUACACUCAACUCAAAGUGGCUCAUCCGAUGAAAAUUCAAGAAAUGUAUCAAAAGAAGUGCCUUCUCCGGGCGUGAUACUGUCAGUUUGCGAGGAAGACACUACAAAUGUAGUGAAAGAAACACUACCAGAGCCGCAGUCGUCCACACAAUUUAUUGAAGAUGAUGAGACGCAAAUAUUUGGUACUGACAUAUUUCAAGAAAAUACCAUCAAAGCCACUUCAACAGCGAAGAAGCAAUUAAAUUAUGAAAUUCAGGACGAUGAAACACAAGAGUUUAAUGAAAGUUCUUCGAAAAUAUCAAAAACGAAUGUAUCAGUAAUGCAACCUCUGGAAUCGCAAAAUACAACAGAAGCUGCGAGCAGUACCACGCCCAUGUGUCUGGAAUCUACACUCAACUUAGUAAGCUCCCAAACUGCUAACUCACCGGAUAAUAUGUAUCAAUCACCUGUUGUCUCUUCUUCUUCCCAACUUGAAGAGCUGGAGGAGUGGGCAUGCUUUCAAGUAUACGAUUAUGAUGAUGCGGAGGGUAAUUGCAUUGGUAGUGCCACAGCUCGCAUUAAUUUAAAUGAUGAAAGGUUUGCUGGUCUGACCCUGCAAGAUAUUGAAAUGAAUUGUAGUAAGCUCUUAAGAAAUGAUGAUGUCAUAGAGCGUUGCGAAGAUGUUGGCAUCUUUGCCAAAAUCGAUGCGAUAAUUAGCGAGUAUACAAUGUAGCGAAAAAUUAAAAAUGAAAUGCAUGGAUAGUGAGAGAGAGAGAGAGGAGAUUGACUUGAGUAGAGCUUUGAGUGAAUACUAAAGCAAAAUUCAUUUUAACAUAAAUACAUAUUUGUUAUUUUUGUACUGUUUUAAAU
This is a messenger RNA of Zeugodacus cucurbitae (melon fly), 2119 nucleotides long. Its product is annotated as pineapple eye protein. The record is from RefSeq and is a predicted model, not a curated record. NCBI's taxonomy places the organism in Eukaryota, Metazoa, Arthropoda, Insecta, Diptera, Tephritidae. The transcript is spliced from 3 exons. Bases 87 to 1982 code for a protein of 631 amino acids. Gene Ontology annotation, cellular component: nucleus.